Molossus molossus (Pallas's mastiff bat) is the source of this 1740-nucleotide messenger RNA. RefSeq names its product potassium inwardly rectifying channel subfamily J member 1 (gene KCNJ1). Lineage: Eukaryota; Metazoa; Chordata; Mammalia; Chiroptera; Molossidae. The record is from RefSeq and is a predicted model, not a curated record. Gene Ontology annotation, molecular function: ATP-activated inward rectifier potassium channel activity. Gene Ontology annotation, cellular component: plasma membrane. Bases 212 to 1330 code for a protein of 372 amino acids. The transcript has 2 exons. Gene Ontology annotation, biological process: regulation of monoatomic ion transmembrane transport; potassium ion import across plasma membrane.
UGCAUACAGAUGAGUAGGCGGCCAGUCUGAGCUGACCCACACUCAUAAAAACCAACGGGGCCUCGGGCACCCUCACCCAGGACACCCAAUCUCUUGGAUCAAGGACUCACUCCCAUCAAGGAUCCAGUUGCUUUCUUGGGGACCAAGACAUUGAGUGUUUGUCUCAAUAUUCACUCUAGCAGUCCAUGAGAUCAAGGUGUUGACAGAAAGAAUGUUCAAACACCUUCGGAAAUGGUUUGUCACUCACUUUUUUGGGCAUCAUCGGCGAAGAGCAAGGCUGGUUUCCAAAGAUGGGAGGUGCAACAUCGAGUUUGGCAAUGUGGAGGCACAAACGAGGUUUAUCUUCUUUGUGGACAUCUGGACAACUGUACUUGACCUCAAAUGGAGAUACAAGAUGACCAUCUUCAUCACAGCCUUCUUGGGGAGCUGGUUCCUCUUCGGUCUCCUGUGGUACGCCGUCGCCUAUAUUCACAAAGAUCUCCCUGAGUUCCAUCCGUCUGUCAACCACACCCCUUGUGUGGAUAAUAUUAAUGGUUUGACCUCAGCUUUCCUGUUUUCUCUGGAAACGCAAGUGACGAUUGGCUAUGGAUUCAGGUGUGUGACAGAACAAUGUGGCACGGCCAUCUUUCUGCUUAUCUUCCAGUCCAUACUCGGAGUCAUCAUCAAUUCUUUCAUGUGUGGCGCCAUCUUGGCCAAGAUCUCCAGACCCAAAAAACGUGCGAAGACCAUUACGUUCAGCAAGAAUGCGGUGAUCAGUAAGCGGGGUGGGAAGCUUUGUCUCCUAAUCCGAGUGGCUAAUCUUAGGAAGAGCCUCCUCAUCGGCAGUCACAUAUAUGGAAAGCUUCUAAAGACCACAGUCACUCCUGAAGGAGAGACCAUUAUUUUGGACCAGACCAAUGUCAACUUUGUAGUUGAUGCUGGAAAUGAAAAUUUAUUCUUCAUCUCCCCGCUGACAAUUUACCAUAUCAUUGACCACAACAGCCCUUUCUUUGACAUGGCAGCAGAAACCCUUCCCCAGCAGGACUUUGAAUUAGUGGUGUUUUUAGACGGCACAGUGGAAUCAACCAGUGCUACCUGCCAAGUCCGGACAUCCUAUGUCCCAGAAGAGGUGCUUUGGGGCUACCGUUUUGCUCCCAUAGUAUCCAAGACCAAGGAAGGGAAAUACCGAGUGGAUUUCCACAACUUUAGCAAGACAGUGGCGGUGGAUACCCCUCACUGUGCCAUGUGCCUUUAUAAUGAGAGAGAUGCGAGAGCCAAGAUGAAGAGAGGCUAUGACAACCCCAACUUCAUUUUGUCAGAAGUCAAUGAGACAGACGACACUAAAAUGUAGCAGUGGCUUUUCAACACAAAUAAAGCAGAAUUAUGAACAUAUGUAGCGACUAGAAGCAUUAUGAAGCAAUCAACAAUACGGAGCUAUGAAAAUAGACAAAAGCCUUCCUAGUCCACCAGCACAAUGCCCCUGAACCCCAUAACUGUGAUUCUACAAGGCACAUGGCUCUGCAAAGCUAGUGUUUUAGAACAUGCAUUGGAUUUGUAGGAAGCUGGGAUAUAGAAGUUAUGAGGACUCCUUUGGAAUCUUGAACAUGGUUAUUUAAAAUCAUGCAAUGUUGAUAGGAAAAGACAGCAUCAUCAAAAGUCUCAUAAGAUCAAAUGAGAUCUUUUAAAAGUCUCCUUCAAGAAAUAAGCUUUACAUAGGAUCAGGGGGAAAACAUAUUCUCAUUUUGAUUCUACUGAUAAGAA